Molecule: messenger RNA, 2489 nt
Organism: Betta splendens (Siamese fighting fish)
Lineage: Eukaryota; Metazoa; Chordata; Actinopteri; Anabantiformes; Osphronemidae
Product: cell surface A33 antigen-like
Exons: 7
Coding region: 101-1633 (510 amino acids)
Cellular component (GO): plasma membrane
Source: RefSeq, a predicted model, not a curated record
UGUACCUGGGAGUUCACCGUGAAGGUGGCGGCGCCCAGCUCUGACUGAAAGCAUCCAUUUCAGAUGUUUUAUUAGUAAGAAGCUUUUACACUUUUCUAGGAUGACGACUCACUCACAGCUUGUGUGGCGAGGGCUACUUCUUGUGGUUACAGUGCUUCCCACCUGCAGCAGCUUGGAGGUUUCUAUUCCAGUCAAAGAAUAUGAGGCUGCAAGCGGAGGAGAAAUUGCUAUGACGUGCAACUUCAACCCAGCAAAACCGGACGUCAAGGCACUUGUGCUCAAAUGGGAGGCUCUACCCGACAAGAUCGACGGUACAACGCAAACGGUGGCCACUUACUAUUCAAGCCCGGUGGUUGACAUUGCGCCUCCGUAUGAAGGCAGAACCUCUUUGGUGGUUGACAUCCAAAAAAAAGUUAGUGUACUCACCUUGACAAAGCUGACCAUGCAGGACAACCGCCGCUAUCAAUGCAACGUCUUGAUUCCCAAUGAUGAUGAGGGAACAACAAUUGCCGGCACAUCUCUUUUGGUCCUAGUGCCUCCGUCAAAACCACUCUGCCAGCUUCAAGGAAAAGCAGAGUAUUGGUACAACGUCACCCUCACCUGCAUGUCUCAAGAGGGAUCCCCUCAGCCCGUCUAUGAGUGGAUGAGCUACAACGUACAAAAUGUUCACAGACCAUUUCCACCCAAAACCACUCAGAAGGAUGGGGUUCUAUCGCUCUUCAACAUUUCAAGUGAGACAUCUGGAUUCUUCAUUUGCACAUCAACGAAUCGAAUUGGCUCUGCCAGCUGCAACUUCACCUUAGCUGUGAUGCCCAGCAGCAUGAAUAUUGCAUCCACAGGAAUCAUAAUUGGAGUUGUAGUCGCGGGUGUUUUGGUUAUUGGAAUCAUCAUCUGUUGUUGCUGCCGGAGAAGAAGCAAAAAGAACAAGUAUGCUGAGGGAUCCCCAGGAGAAAUGGAAUUUUCUGACCAACAUGUUUCUGAACCUGAAAAGCCGUACAGGGAUGAUAAUACUAAGGAACUCAAAGAAUACGAAGACAAAGAUGUUGCUUCUCAAAGCAUUUUCACCAUCCCCACACCUGGACACAUGUUUGACGAUGACCGACACAGCGCUAUUAGUAGUACACAUGACGGUAAGGCCAGCGAUAUGGACUCUCAGCCUUACAGAGAUCGCUUCGACGAUCGAUAUGGCGGGAGUCGCGACCGGCUAGACGAUAAUCGUGAUCGUUACGGUGGGAGUCGCGACCGGCUAGACGAUAAUCGUGAUCGUUACGGUGGGAGUCGGGACCGGCUAGACGAUAAUCGGGAUCGUUACGGUGGGAGUCGGGACCGACUAGACGAUAAUCGGGAUCGUUACGGUGGGAGUCGUGACCGACUAGACGAUAAUCGGGAUCGAUAUGGCGGGAGUCGUGACCGACUAGACGAUAAUCGGGAUCGUUACGGUGGGAGUCGUGACCGACUAGACGAUAAUCGGGAUCGAUAUGGCGGGAGUCGUGACCGACUAGACGAUAAUCGGGAUCGUUACGGCGGGAGUCGGGACCGACUAGACGAUAAUCGGGAUCGUUACGGUGGGAGUCGCGAUCGCCUCGAUGAUCGGCGUGAUCGAUACGGUGGCAGUCGCGACCGACUAGAUUAAAAUAUAUUACAUUUCUGUGCUAAAUGUAUUACAAUUGGUUUUGUGUUCCACACAAAUACAGGACGGCCAGUUAGUUACUGUAUGUAUGUGUAUAUACUGUACUACUAGAGUUUUGUGGUAAAUUAGGUAAAAAAUUUUGGGGGGGAUUUGACACUACCAACUCAACAUUUAUUCAUUGUGUUAUAUUGGACAUUGCUUCUUAUUAUAGAAAUGUUUUUUGAAAUGAAGCAUCAUUCAUUAAUAUUAUUUCGGAGAAGACCAAAUUGGAACUCCUGAUGUGACGCUUGUUUUUAUUGAAGCACAAGAUUGAAUUGAUCUACGGGUAGUCGUGUUCCAUCUUUUAUCUCAACCUGGUUAGCAAGCAACUAUAACUUACACAUUAAAAUAUCAAUCUAGGCAUAAGAGUCGAAUACAACCUGCUUUGUUUAUCUGGGUUUGGGCUUAUUCUUUUGGUAGCAUGACCUAAAGCUAAUUCACAUGUUGCUUUAACUCUUUACUUCACAGGACGUUUGUGUGCUGUUAACAAAUAUUAUAUACUACCUUGGUAUUUUGAUUAUUAUUGUGUUUUCUAAUUUUCUAAAUGAUGAUAUUAUGUGUUUAGAAUAAUUUUAUAUAGCAUUAUGAAAUCAUUGUUAUGCUACAUAAUGCCACCUGUGCAGAAGUCAUAGCUCAAACAUUGUUCCAGACUGAGUUUUAUUAUCUAGUCUCGAUGAAAAAUGUGUAUGUUUUAUGAUUGAAAUGCCUAUGAUUUGACUUUUGUUUAGCUGUAACAUUUCUAGUAUUUCAUGCCCAUUGUGUAAUAAAUGACCGCCCAUUUACAAAGUGUGUUUUUGUAUCAAUCAAGUUAAAUAAAGAC